ACUUGGUGGCUCCUACCAAUCUUGUAGAGUAUUUUAAUGAAGGAUGAUUAGUCUGCUGUUACUUUGAAGUUUUUCAAAAAUAUAGAAUUGUUGAUAAUAAGUGAGUAAAAACGUAUUCUAUACAGUUCAGAAAGUAUAGGAUUCACUGAAAACGAAGAUUUCGACCCAUCAACAUGUGGCAUGAAGCACGAAAACAGGAGCGUCUCCUGAAGUCUAUGAUGGUAGAUCACCGAAGGCGAGCUGAAAGGCGUCGAGAAUAUUAUGAGAAAACAAAAGGAGAUCCUGCCCAAUUCCUUCAAGUUCAUGGUCGCCCCAUGAAAAUUCAUGUUGAUCCAGCAAUAGCAGCUAUAGCGGACAGUCCUGCUACAAUGAUGCCUUGGCAAGGACAACCAGAAAUCUUGAUUGACCGGUUUGAUGUUAGAGCACAUCUAGAUGUUAUUCCUUGUCGCCCCCAAAAAGAUGACAGCGACACUGAUCAGGAUCCUGGUGAGGAGGUGUGGGAAGAAAGACAAGCGAGCUAUGAAAGAUACAGAAUCCUUGUACAAAAUGAAUUUAUUGGAGUUUCAGAGGAAAAGUUUCUACAUCAAAUAUUGCUUGAAGAGCAAUUCGGACCAGUUCAAAAGUUAGGUGAAGAGGAAAAGAAAAAAAUGCUUGCGCCGAAGAAAGCGGCCAUUGGGUUCACUUAUGACGAUUCCACGCCAUCCUCGUCAGCCGCAGCAUCAACUUCGCAUAAUAUUCCCGUGGUUCCUCCCGAAGCGACUGAAGAAGAAGAAUCCGAUAGCGACAUUGAUUUGGAUUUAUCAAUUGCUGUCGAUAAAUUGACAACUGAGCAAAUGCACGAAGUCAACAAAUGUGCACUUCACUAUGGGUUAGGCCGACAGGACUUCAUGUCACUACUCACUCGUGAUUUGGAUGAGCAAGAGUCAUUACGAAUCGCCAAAGAGGAAGAACAAGAGCGGGCCAUGUAUUCUGGGAGAAAAGCAAGGAAAGAGCGACGGGCGUUUAGAGAGCAAAAGCUGCAAGCAUUGCUUAUGAAUCGAUGUCUGAGUCCUCCAAGUUACGCUACACGAGCUAGCCCAACUUACGAUGGACAACUUCGCCGCUCGAAAUCAGUGUCCAAGUCACGUUCUCCUUCACCCUUCGAAGGUGGAAUCAAAUUUAUCACAUCUUUUGGUGACGAAGAUUCGGAUCCAGGAGGGAAAACGAUUAGCUCUCGGUCUCCGAACAAAACUCGCGAUAAAGAUUUACCAAAUAAGCGGCCAUUUGCCUCCACAACUUUCUUGGCUCGAGACAGGGGUGGUCGUCCUUUAAACAGUGGUCGUGACACAACUAAAGUAAAUGACAAACGACAUUCCCGUUCGGGAGAUCAUCGUGCCAGAUCCCCAUCACCUUCCAUUUCUAGAUCCAGAAAAGAUAAAAAAUCCGGAUCUUACUACAAAAAUGAGCGUUCUAGGUCUCGCUCUCGCCGAAGAUCACGUUCACGUCAUCGUUCCUCACGUUCGCGCUCAAGAUCUCGUCGUCGUUCUCGCCAUUCAAGAUCACGCUCUCGGUCGUAUUCGCCGCGAAGUAGCAGACGGCAAAGGAAUCGCUCUCCGCCUCGUGAGCGCAGUCGAAGAAAAUCGUCAUCGUCUUCAUCAAGCUCAUCGUCCUCACGGUCCUCAUCAUCUCGUCAGUCAAUCCGUCGUUCCUCUUCUCCCAUUCGUCCACCUCCGUCAUACGCCUCACUUGCUCGAGAAACACGCCAUUUUAGUCCACCCCAAAUAUCUAAUCCAUUACCUGCUCCUCCUGUACGUCGCUAUUAUGGUCGAAAAAAGAGCGACUCUGAUUCGUCUCUCUCGGACAGAGAGUCUACGUCGCCAUCCAAACCUACAGUUUCUAAUUCAGCAUCAAAGCCUUCAACUCCAUCAGUGACAGGUUCUAGUGGUAGAGGCACUGGUGCAACCAAAAAUACAAUGACGCCACAGGAACGACUAAAGCGCAAGAUGCAAGCAGCUCUCAACAAACAAUACAAGGCGGAUAAACGGGCUGAAAAGGAAAAACUACAAAAAGUAGAACAGGAAAGAAUGAAUCGCGAGGAAGAAAUGCGCGAGCUUGCUUUACGCUUACGUCGAAAAGAGCGUAUGCGACGCCAUGCUGCGCAGGGAGAAUCGGGUUCUUCUAGCCCAUCUUCUCGUUCACCGUCACGCUCACCUUCGCGUACGCCGUCGUAAAAGUUAGUUUUACCUCAAGCGUUUAUUGGAGGGAGAUUUUUUGUCCUAACUUUUGAAUUGCAUCCGUCGUGGAAAGACAGAUCAAUAUCUGGAAAUAUCUGGAAAAAUACACUUAUUACCUUAA
This is a messenger RNA of Daphnia pulicaria, 2334 nucleotides long. RefSeq names its product CLK4-associating serine/arginine rich protein-like. The coding region runs from base 174 to 2210 and encodes 678 amino acids. The record is from RefSeq and is a predicted model, not a curated record. The transcript is spliced from 14 exons. Lineage: Eukaryota; Metazoa; Arthropoda; Branchiopoda; Diplostraca; Daphniidae.